AUGACAACAAAAUUCCCAGAUUUAAGAGUCAAAACCGUUCAGAACAUCUUGGAUCAAAGAAGACAACUCUUUAUAAAAGACAGAUUAGAUCCACAAGUAAUAAGGAACAUCAGAGCGGAAGUAGAGCUAGAACUAGGAAUCACUCCAACUCAGAAGGUAGAGCCGGACGGUAGGAAUAGAUACCCACCACAAGAUGUAGAACAAUCAGCGGAAGACCAGGAAGCACUAGAUGCCUUAAGCGAAGCUCUAGAAAAAUACUCUGGAAUGGAUCCUGCAUCAAGGCCAAAUAUUCCAAAAAUUAGAAAUGACACUAAAGCAAAGAGAAAAAAAACUAACAACCCCAGAACGAAACCAUCUCAUCUACCUACUUCAGAAAUGGUCAAUAACGCUAUUAAAGAUUUAAAGGAAUGUGGAGGGUCUUCACUUCAAGCUAUCAAAAAAUACAUUGCAGCCAAUUACAAAGUAGAUGCAGAAAAGGUUGCUCCUUUCAUUAAAAAGUAUCUAAAUGAUUUAGUUACUUUAGAUUCAUUGGUGCAAACGAAAGGUAAAGGUGCGUCCGGUUCUUUCAAGUUAGCUUCUGCAACAUCUUCAGGUUCAGCUAAGCCUAGUUCUAACGAAAAAAAGAAUAGCGCCAGUGGAAAAACUAAAAAAACUACGACAGUAAAACGUAGUAUAACAACAACCGGAGAAAAACCAAAAGCAGCCAAGAAAUCAGCGAAAUCAAAGAAAGCUCCGACAGCAGAAAAGAAAGCCACCAAAGCAAAAAAAGAUGAUAAGAGAACUGUUGCUUCAAAAAUUGCCACAUCAAUUGCUUGA
This is a messenger RNA of Psylliodes chrysocephalus, 816 nucleotides long. The record is from the annotation of a GenBank genome assembly. Lineage: Eukaryota; Metazoa; Arthropoda; Insecta; Coleoptera; Chrysomelidae.